Molecule: messenger RNA, 1032 nt
Organism: Trematosphaeria pertusa
Lineage: Eukaryota; Fungi; Ascomycota; Dothideomycetes; Pleosporales; Trematosphaeriaceae
Exons: 1
Coding region: 1-861 (286 amino acids)
Biological process (GO): secondary metabolite biosynthetic process
Cellular component (GO): cytoplasm; nucleus
Source: RefSeq, a predicted model, not a curated record
AUGCCUGCCGCCGCACCGCCAGGCUCCAAAAUCCCCUCCACAAUCCCCGACUCUAAGCCUCUCCCACGCCUCCUCUGCCUCCACGGCGGCGGCGUCAACGCCGCCAUCUUCGAAGCGCAGUCGCGCUCGCUCAUUCGCCACCUACAACACUCGUUCCGCCUCGUCUGGGCCGACGGGCCCUUCUUCUGCGACCCGCAUUCCGACGUUAUCCACGUCUACGGCUCGUACGCGCCGUUCCGCCGCUGGCUGCGAUGGUUGCCCGACCACGCAGAGAUCGAUGCGGAGAGCUGCAUUGACGAGAUUGGGUAUUCGAUACGCACUGCGAUGGAGGAUGAUGACAGGGAAGGCGGACGAGGAGAGUGGGUUGGGCUGGUGGGGUUCAGUCAGGGGGCCAAGCUGAGUGCGAGUUUGCUGUUGGAGCAGCAGGCGAGGGAGGAGAAGGCGAGGAGGGAGAGGAAGAACGACAUUGGCGUCGGCCCGAUUGGCGUGCCGGGCUUGAAUUGGCGGUUUGGCAUUUUGCUUGCGGGACGCGCGCCGUUGAGUAAUUUGAACCCCGAGGUGUUGACGAGUCGGGCGCUGGUUAGUGCGGGGGAUAUUUCAGAGGGGUUUCAGUUUGUGGAGGAGGUGGAUGGAGAGGCGAUAUUGAGGAAGCCGACAGUGCAUGUGCAUGGGAUGGCGGACGCGGGGCUGCAUCUUCACAGGAAGCUGUUGGAUGAAUAUUGUGAGGAGGGGAGUACGACGCUGAUUGAGUGGGAGGGGGCGCAUAGGAUACCGAUUAAGAGUAAGGAUGUGGAGAGGGUCAUGGGCGCUGUGUAUGAUGUUGCGGAGAAGACGGGGGUGAAGGUUACGAGGACGGUGUGAGGUGCUCGCUGGAGGUGCUCGCUACCUAGGUAUGUGUAUUGAUUUUAUCACUUGUUCCGAUACCUUGGACGUGUAGACGAUUCCCUUCUCAGUUCUGAGGUAAAAGGGUAUUUGCGACAGUCACAGCCCUGCCACAGAGGCAUUGCUUGGAGCUUACAACUUAGCGAUGCU